ACUCAAACAUCGCUCUUCAAUCCCAAACCUCCCACGCCGCCCACCACACAAUCAAUCCGCCGACACAAUGGCGCCCAUAAAAAAAGCCGGCGGCCCACGCUCCGAGCGCAAAGCCGCAAAACGCAAAGCCCAAGACGCCAUCCCCGACGUGCCCGAGGACUACACCAACGAUGCUGAACAGAACGAGGAAGUAGCAGCGCCGAAGAAGCGCAAACGUGAUGAUGACGAGGAAGCGGACGAGGGCGCCGAGGAGGGUGCUGUCAAGAAUGCGAAGAAGGCGAAGAAGGAGAAGAAGGAGAAGGAGGGGGGGAAGAAGGAGAAGAAAGAGAAGAAACCCAAGAAGACGGACGGCGAGGUAGAGGGCGAGGAGACGGUGAUGGAAGACGCCGCGCCGAAGGAACCAAAGGAGGAUGUCCCAAAGAAGAGCAAAAAAGAGCGUAAAGCAGAGCGCAAAGCCCAACAAGCCGCCGAAGCAAUCGCCAACACCAAAGCCAACCGCGCCGCCGAAGAAGCAGCCGCCGCUUCCACACCCAGCGUCGCCGCCGACGGGACCGAGACAAGCAGCAAGCCCGCCACCACCGCCGCCGCAGCUGGGGCCAAGACUCCUAAAGCCGAGAAACCGCCCAAGCUCGACAAGGACGGAAACCCAAUCAAGAAGAAGAACAACCGUAACCGCGAGAAGAAACGGCUCGCCGCCGCAACCGCCAUAGCAGCUGGUGAAAAAGCCUCCGCGCGCUUCAUUGUCUUCGUGGGUAACCUGCCCUUCUCCGCGACAGUCGAAUCCAUAACCGCCCAUUUCGCCGCCGUGCACCCCAUCUCCGUGCGCAACCUAACGCAAAAGGACGACCCUACAAAAUCUAAGGGCUGCGCAUUCGUCGAGUUCGAGGGGUACGAUCACAUGAAGACGUGUCUGAAGACCUAUCACCACAGCGAGUUUGACGAUGGGAAGAGUACGGCGAGGAAGAUUAAUGUGGAAUUGACGGCGGGCGGGGGAGGGAAUACCAAAGUACGGAAGGGAAAGAUUGCGGAGAAAAAUGAGAAGUUGAUGGAGCAGAGGACGAGGAGGAUUGGAGAGGAGGAGAAACAGAAGUUGGUCAAGAGGGGGGUGCCGGAGGAGGAUCAGAGUGGGAUUCAUCCGAGUCGGAGGGCGAGGCUUGCGUAGGGUGGGUGUAUGAAUUGCGUAGUAGUUUUGAGUUUGAGUAUGGGAAUGGAAUUUCACAUCGUCAACAAGCGGAGUAUUCGCAGAAUUUAUCCAUCAUAGUAGUCGUGUCAAAAUGUGAAAAGCCCCC
Molecule: messenger RNA, 1289 nt
Organism: Pseudogymnoascus destructans
Lineage: Eukaryota; Fungi; Ascomycota; Leotiomycetes; Thelebolales; Thelebolaceae
Exons: 1
Coding region: 68-1162 (364 amino acids)
Molecular function (GO): RNA binding
Source: RefSeq, a predicted model, not a curated record